AUGGCCGGGCUGCUGCAGCAGCUGGUCAGAUCAGGGACCUCUCUGGCCUGGGCUGCUGCCCCAGCAGCAUGCAGCAGCGGAGUUGCCAGGGCGCUGAGCCGUGGCUUUGCCACAGACGGUGAGGCUUUCACACGCAAGGACGUAGCCUACAACCUGUACAACGAGUCGGACCCAGAGGCCGAAGCGGCGAUCAAGGCGUUCCAGCGGCAGGCUUAUGCUGCUGCCGCCAAGGGCGCCGCGGCGCUGGCGCCAGCGGCCGAGGCGGAGCUCGCAUUCACCGCCAAGGUGGAGCGUAAGUACGUAGCGGCGCAAAUCGUGGAGAGCGGCAUCCAGAGCAUCAACGUGCCCCUGUCGUACGAGACGGACGGCAGCGGCACGACCGCCCUGAAGCGGUACGCGGCGCAGCUUGCUGACGUGGCGCGCCAGGCCGGCUUUGGGGAGCCCGCUGCGGAGCUGCAGGCGAAGCUGCAGGAGGCAGCUGCAGUUGACGGCGGUCGGGUGAAUGAGGCCCGCUUUGGUUGGGAGUAG
Molecule: messenger RNA, 528 nt
Organism: Monoraphidium neglectum
Lineage: Eukaryota; Viridiplantae; Chlorophyta; Chlorophyceae; Sphaeropleales; Selenastraceae
Exons: 5
Coding region: 1-528 (175 amino acids)
Source: RefSeq, a predicted model, not a curated record